UUUUAAAAAAUAAAAAGAAAUUGUUUACAUUUAGAUUUUUACAUGCACCGAGUUUUUAAAAUCAUUUAAAUAAACAAAAAGCAAUUUAAAGACAGUUCAUUCAAACUUCAAACCAUUUUAUAUGUAAUACUAACAACGUCUUUAAUAUGGACAUUCGAGUGUGCUUCAGCCUAAAAAAUCUAAGUGCUUCCGCGAUAGAUUUCUACAAAUGCGCUCUACAAGAGAACUCAGAUCCCUCCUCGUCGAUAGCACCAUUCGUGGCGACUCCAAACGGCAAUGAAAUCUUCGAAAUAAUUGAAGAAAACUUCGAUGAACUCCACAAACCUGAAAUUCUCGUUGGUGUGUUGAAAAUCCUCAACCUAACUAUUCAACAAUCCUCCACUGGCACAUGUCGCUCGAUGUCCCAGACCUUGAAGAACCUGCUCACGCAGCACGCUUCACACGAACCAGAUUAUUGGAUUGCUCUGCAGCUGCUUAAACAGUUUCUAACUUCAUUGCCCUCGGAUUUUAAAAUUCCUGAAGAACUUGUCGAUGAAAUUAUCAAACCCAACGAAAGCGUCAGGGUACAAAAUCAAUUGGCAAUAUGCAUUUGUCUGUUAGUGGACAAAUUUCAAAGAACGUCUCUCUUACAAAUCAUUUGGCAAGAAAUUCUGAUGAAAAAGUCACCCAAUUUGUUGGUGAGCUGCAUUGAUCCUCUUAUCGCCAAGCAUCGCAUCCAUCUGAGUUCCGAGUUCUGGCGGCUCAUCGAGACGUUUCUACUGACGGAUUCCAACCGCAAAGCUGCCAUAUUUUCCAUUCGAAAAGUCCUCACUUUCAUCUGCAGCACCGAUGAAGAGAUUUAUGUUAAAAGGUACUUCGUUUGGCCGGGAGAACAAUUGCUGGCUUCAUGGCUGACAUAUCUAACGAUUUUGGAAAAUCUAGAAGAAAAACAAUCUCAUCUAAUUCUGCCGGCCUUGCAAUUGAUCGAGAGUGUCCGUCUGGGGGAGGAUACACCCUGGAUUCGGAUAGUUCUCCAACAAAUGCUACGGCACAAGAACAACCUUGUCCUACGCUGGACAGUCAACUAUUUGUUCGACAAGUUCUUCGAACUUGUUUUGGCAAAUGGUAUCCUGGAGGAUUUCUUCCAUGCCACCAAUAACACGUGGCUGUACAAUGAAAAAGACGCCUGUCGACUUCCGCACUUCAAAAUAGACGAACAAGAUCACUUCCUGAAGGUGUUUGCGGAAAUUCCCUGGAAAUCGGUUCCCAUGCAUGCCUGGUUGAUGGAAAUGAAACAGAGAGUCGUGUGGAAUGAUGUCAAAUGCAAGACCGUCAUAACCACCGCAGCCAGGAUACGACAGCUGCAAAAUCGCUCCAUUCGUUCACAUAGCCGAGAAUACUUUGUGUCCAUAUUCAAAUCCAAAAUCGAGCAAAUGGCACUUGACGAAUUCAUCAAUUUUCUAGAUGCAUUCUACAGCAGCUCAGACACACUUACCCCCGAACUUCAAUCUCUGUUGAUGACCAAAAUAGAAGAGAGCCCAAAGCCGCAUAUAACUUUCAACUUAUUCAUGUUGUUGCGGAAUCAACAUUUAAGCAAAAACCAUCAGAUGCUCUUACUUGAAAAGCUUCACACCCUAAAACAGAGUGACCAUAAAUGGUUUUCCGUUCUUGUGGUCUUCUUUUUUGAAAAUAGUGCUUUCAAAAACGAAUUUUGCUACGAGUGUUAUGGUUUAAUGGAUUUUGAGAACAAUCUAGCGAAUGUUUCAUUGCAAGAGCAAACUUCUGAAUUUGUAAAGAAACUGAGCUGGGAUGAUGGUUCGAAGGGGGUCAUUCGGGAACUAACUGUCGAUUGGUAUUCAACAAGAUGCGGUGAAAUUAAAAAGUCUGAUUUUGAAGAUUUGUUGCACACUGGGGGGAUCAGAACUCUCCUUAAUUUAACAAAUCAAGCAAAAAGAAACUUCCCAUUAGAUGAAGCGAUGAUGAAUUCUGUGAUAGCCGAAUUGAAGACUUGGACCAAGCGAAUGGCAGACACUUUUGAACUAGUCCGGAACAUAAUUGAUUCCUGCAGACUGUUCCAAGCUGAUCUCUUUUGCAAAUACCUCAACGAAAUUCUUGACAUUGACGUUUCAAACAGUCGACUGGCUUUCAAUGUUUUUAAAACUUGCCUGGAAAUGUGCACUUUUCAGGACACUGGUGAAAGGAAAUUACUGAUUCGUGGUCUUUUGUUUGGCGAACCAUUGACCGGCGAUGCGCGUCUUGAAUACGACUAUGCUGUUCGGUUGAAUUUACCAGGUUUGGAAACUGAAUCGGCUUACACUAUCAGGGAAAUGUGUUUGAAACAUCUUAAAGACUUGGAUGCUGAUUCGCAGAAGUUCUUGAAAAAGUAUUUGAUCGAACAAAGUAAAAAUAUGAGCAUUCGAAAACCACGAUACUUCGAAAAUUCUAAGCAGCAUCGUUUGAAGUUGAGAAUAGUUCAGGCUUUGACUAUACUCAACUAUCAAUUACCGCAUUGGGAUGACUAUUAUCUCUAUGCAGUUCUUCAGGAGAAUAAUCAAACCAAUGUCACUUAUAUGUACGAGUUUCUUGUUGCCACGACCAUUAGCGAGGAGGAGCUCUUCCAUCAAAUGCAAAACCUACCUCAAAACUCGACCAGUUGUCAAAGCUCACUGUUUGCCAUAUCGUAUCUGUUUAGCGUGCACCAUGAAUGUGGCAAUGGUGUUGUCAGUAAGUUGAUUACACUCCUUUUGCCCUGGACAAUGGGUGCGAAUUUCAACACUCGACUCCACGCGCAAAUAGCAGUGUACCAUUUGCUUAAGCGUUUCAAAAUCCCUGAAUUCGCAUACCUACAGGUGGCCAUCGAAAAGGGACUGACAGAGAGUCCCAACGCCAUCGAGAAAUUGAAUACAGAUGUAAGAUUCAACUAUCCUGAAAAGCUUCCAUUCCUGAAUAAUGCUGAACCCGUUCUCUAUGUGACUGUUGUGCCGGAAGAUGAGCGUUUGAGUUCAAGUUUGGAUUACCUGAGCUUUUUUGAUAGUUUGAAAGAGGCUCGCAGAAUUCAGUUGUUGAAAAAAGAACCAAGCAAAGAACAGGAAACGAACGUUGUUGUUGUUGGGGAUGUGCAGAGGAAAAUGAAUCCUGAAAUUGAUUCAUAUGAUUUUACAAGCAGCAGCGGUAGCAAGGAACGACAAGUGCAUGAUUUUGAUAUGAUAGUCGUUGCAAGUCUGAUUGAUAAGCUGCCAAAUCUUGGUGGUAUAGCUCGAACGUGUGAGGUCUUGGGUAUCAGAGAGUUGGUUUUGGAUUCGGAAAAGCACACUCAAAACAAAGAGUUCAAAAACCUGAGUAUGACUGCAGAAAAUUGGAUAAACAUCACAGAAGUAAAACCAAAAGCCUUACGAGAGUUUCUGCUGACGAAACAAAUCGAAGGCUACGAAAUUGUGGGCGCUGAGCAGACCUCGAAUAGUGUGAAUUUUAUGGAAUUUAAAUUCCCCAGGAAAUGUGUUCUUUUGUUGGGACACGAGAAAGAAGGGAUUCCUGCUGAUCUUAUUGCCUUACUUGACUACGCUGUAGAGAUUCCUCAAUUUGGAAUGGUCCGUUCGCUAAAUGUGCAUGUAACUGGUGCGCUGUUUAUGUAUGAAUACUGUAAGCAACGUUUGACGGUGCUUGAAAAGUGAUUUCUGUUUUUAAGCAAGAUGUUGUUUUUUUAUAGCCAAUUUUUGUUUGAGUAAUCUUUUUUUUAUAACGAAAAAGUUUGUUUUGGGCAGGAAACUUAAACUUGGAAAGGAAACUUAAAUUGA
Molecule: messenger RNA, 3773 nt
Organism: Eupeodes corollae
Lineage: Eukaryota; Metazoa; Arthropoda; Insecta; Diptera; Syrphidae
Exons: 7
Coding region: 147-3650 (1167 amino acids)
Biological process (GO): tRNA methylation
Molecular function (GO): tRNA (guanine) methyltransferase activity; RNA binding
Source: RefSeq, a predicted model, not a curated record